Messenger RNA from Strongylocentrotus purpuratus (purple sea urchin), 4917 nucleotides. Its product is annotated as aspartate--tRNA ligase, cytoplasmic. Bases 399 to 1997 code for a protein of 532 amino acids. Gene Ontology annotation, biological process: aspartyl-tRNA aminoacylation. The record is from RefSeq and is a predicted model, not a curated record. NCBI's taxonomy places the organism in Eukaryota, Metazoa, Echinodermata, Echinoidea, Camarodonta, Strongylocentrotidae. The transcript is spliced from 14 exons. Gene Ontology annotation, cellular component: cytosol; cytoplasm; aminoacyl-tRNA synthetase multienzyme complex. Gene Ontology annotation, molecular function: RNA binding; ATP binding; aspartate-tRNA ligase activity.
UCAUAUUUAACUGAAAUCGAGUUUCAAGUUGGCCUGCGGAACUUUUUGACACCAAAAGCGUUAUAUUUCAAAUAUCAAAAAGUUACCAUUUAUUAGUAGACGACUAUUAAAACAGCCACGCCCAUAUUAUAUCCUCGAGUGUAGAGUACACUGCCAAGCUGCGAUGCGAGGUGGCGCUGCGACGAAAAAUACAAAGCCUGUAGAUCCAGAAAGUGAUUGACUCACUGUUGAGCAGCGAUCGAAGCUCUUCCCCCGAGCUCUCUGGUCUACACGCGCAGCGCGCUGCGAUCAUGAUCGAGUGAUUCGCUGGGAGAAUUUUAACACGCGUGGCAUUGCGCAAGCAGCUGUUGUGGACCCGAGACGACCAUACUCAUCGAGGGAAUUUUUCCUGAACCAUCAUGGCAGACAAUGGGGGAAAUGUAGAAAAUAAUCAAGGAGAUGCACCAAUUUCCAAGAAAGCCCAGAAGAAAGCCCAAAAGGAAGCAGAGAAAGCGGCUAAAAAGGCUGAAAGACAAGCAGAACAGGCUGCAGAGGCCGAGGCAGAAGCAGGAGAUGAUUUUGCUAAGGAUCUCUAUGGCAAUUAUCCCCUGAUUCAGUCACAGAAUAAGAUUGAGAGGAAAAUCUACCGAGUUGAAGAGCUUACUGCAGACAAAAUUGAUCAGAAGGUCUGGAUCAGGGCUCGCUUACACACCAGCAGGAGCAAAGGCAAGCAAUGUUUUCUUGUGCUGCGACAGCAACAGUUUAAUUGCCAGGGUCUGCUCUGUGUCAGUGACAAAGUUAGCAAGCCUAUGGUUAAAUUUGCUGCCAAUAUUACAAAGGAAUCCAUUGUUGAUGUUGAGGGUGUGAUAGCUGCUGUGCCUCAGCCGAUUGAGAGCUGUACCCAGAAAGAUGUCGAACUUCACAUUGAACAGAUAUUUGUUGUGAGUCCUGCUGAGCCCAGAUUGCCUCUGCAAAUUGAUGAUGCUGCCAGAGCAGAGGGAAAGGAUGAUGAUGAUUCUUCCUUAGCAACGGUAGGACAAGAUGUCCGCCUUGACAACCGUGUCCUUGAUCUCAGGACCACUACUAACCAGGCCAUCUUCCGUCUUGAAGCCGGAGUAGUCCAAGAGUUUCGUGCAGCCAUGAAGAAGAGAGAUUUUGUUGAACUUCAGAUUCCCAAGAUCAUUUCAGCUGCCAGUGAGGGUGGAGCCAAUGUGUUUACUGUGUCUUACUUCAAGAACAAUGCCUACCUUGCUCAAUCACCUCAGCUCUACAAACAGAUGGGGAUUGCGGCUGACUUUGAGAGGGUUUUCACUAUUGGUGCAGUUUUCAGGGCAGAAGACUCCAACACACAUCGUCAUCUGUGUGAGUUUGUGGGCUUGGACAUGGAGAUGGCCUUUAAAUAUCAUUAUCAUGAGGCCCUGGAUGUCAUUGGAAGCGUAUUCAACGAUAUCUUCAGGGGUCUUCGAGACAACUUCCAGACAGAGAUCCAGACAGUAAGACGUCAGUUCCCGUCAGAAGACUUCAAGUUCCUAGACCCUCCUCUUCGUCUGGAGUGGCCUGAGGGUAUCAAGAUGCUGCGUGAUGCAGGCAUUGAGAUUGAUGACCUAGAAGAUCUUAGCACCCCUAAUGAGAAGUUCUUGGGUCGUCUUGUGAAGGAGAAGUAUGACACUGAUUUCUACAUCUUGGAUAAGUUCCCACUCUGCAUUCGGCCUUUCUACACUAUGCCUGAUCCAAACAACCCGCAAUACUCCAAUUCCUAUGACUGUUUCAUGAGAGGAGAAGAAAUCAUGUCUGGUGCUCAGCGAGUUCACGAUUCAAAGUUCCUCCUGGAGAGAGCCAAGCACCAUAACAUUGAUAUUGAGAAGAUCAAGGCCUACAUUGAUGCCUUUCGCUAUGGAGCGCCUCCACAUGCUGGUGGUGGAAUAGGUCUGGAGCGUGUCACCAUGUUGUACCUUGGUCUGGACAAUAUCAGGAAGACAUCACUCUUCCCUCGUGAUCCCAAGCGUCUUACACCAUGAGAAAGCACAGUGCUCGCAAUUAGUAAUUUUUGUACCGGUAGUUUAAAUUUUUUAUGAUUAUAAUCGACCUGUGAUAGUCAGCACUAUAGUAGAAACAAUUUUGGGGUCUUCUUUAGAAAUAUGUAUCUUUACAAGUAAGUAUUUUAGAGUAUACAACUUGAAUGAGUCAUUUUAGUUAUUUUAUUCAAGUUUUAUUUCAGCAUCUUACCUCAGGGAUGUUAAAGUUUAUCUUGAGUUCUGGUGAUGAUAAGAUUACAAACUCACAGUAUCAAAUGAAAAUACAAGACCCCCCAAAAUAAUGUCUUCCAAAUGAUUUAGUUCAACAGUGUAUAGAGGCUGAGUUGUGAGCACAGGAAGUUGAACAAAUCGAGCUCGUAUCUCUGACUCCAUAAAGUAUGAUGUCAUACAUAGAAACAUAUAUGCCUUUCAAUGAAUGUGAGUUGCUAGAAGGUUUUGAUAACUCAUAUAUUGUCUGUUUGUAGCCAGAAGUUAGUUAACUCAUAUACUUUAACACACAGUUAACGCCCUUUAGCUCUGAACAGAUGAUGUAUUCUGAUUAUCCAAACAAACCCAUCUAUGGUAUGAUAAACAGUUCAUAAUUUUUCAUGUCAUUUUCUGUCAAAAUAUAAUUCCACCACUGAAACUCAAGAUAAAUUCUAAAGAAUGUGUAACGAUGAUAACAAAACAAAAUAAAACAAAAUUAAGCUCAGCUAUAAAGAGAUUAAUCCAAUUCCUCAUGGUUUUACUUUUAAAAAAUGGAAAUGCCUUUCAGUGGUAAAUUAAGCAAAAUUCUACAUCUACCUGUUUAUGUUAUAACGCAUGGUGCAAACAAUACGAUCACAUAUGUGAUCAGUGUGUAAAUAACAAAAAGAGAGAAAGCAAAAGUUUGAAUUGAUAAAUCUCAUUCCUUUCCUUCCUUUCUUUUGUCUGUUUUUUAUGUUGAGCAUUAUUUAAAAAAAAUAUGAAGGAAAUGCUCUUUAGCUGAGUAACUAUAGUUAGUUUAUCUAGAAGUAGUACAAAACUCUCUUUUGUACAAUUGAUAAAUUAGGGUAUUAUGGCAUAUGACGACACUGAGGAUUAGUGUAUAAUAAACGGUCGACUUUAUGCCAUUUCCACCUUCUAUAAUUGUUUUGUUCCACCUUCUAUAAUUGGAUUUUGAUAUUGUAAAAGCCUUAAAAGGUGAUAAAGAACCUAACAAUCAUUCUGCUUUUAUUUCAUCAUCUAUGUAUUCUUUAAAUUAAAGAUCAAUGUCUCUUAUCUGCCCAGCAGGUUGUAGAAAACUGUGUGACAGCACUAAGCAUACUUUUCAUGUAAAUUUGUCAUACAUUUGAAUGCCUGUGAGAAGAAAAAAAAAUCUCAGGUAGCACUACUUUGGUGAAAUCCUCAGCAUUCCAAGCCAUUACAACAGCUACACUGCACUGUAUGGUCUGAUACGGAAUGAAAUUUCUAGGAAAUGGCAACUUGGAUUGGGGAAUUCGAGAAUGCAGAAAUUUAUGUUAGAGUGAACAUUGUAAUAUUGUAUAGAGACGAUAUUUAGUGGAAGCAAUAAAAGUUCAUUUGUUAUGUAGUAUAGAAUGGACAAGCUUAUUAUGCUUAAGAAUUAUAGGACAGUGAGUACAUGUAUAACAAGCUGACACAUAUGAAACAAUGUUGAUAACAUCAGAAUUAAGCAACUUUAUUUUCCUGUGUUUUUUAAAUAAUUUGUUAAAACAAAUAAAUAAGGACAAAGGUUAGCAAAUCAAAUGAUAGAUAUCAUCUCCCAGACCUCCUGAUAAUCCUUAGGAGGUGUUGGAUUAUUAACUGCAAAAGUAAAAUCUUAUUUUGUAUAAUUAUGCUCUGUAUCAUGUAGGUGUUCAACACAUGACUUUCAUUUAUUCCAAUUUCCAAAUCAAAUGAUAGAUAUCCAUCUCCCAGACCUCUUGAUAAUCCUUAGGAGGUGUUGGAUUAUUAACUGCAAAAGUAAAAUCUUAUUUUGUAUAAUUAUGCUCUGUAUCAUGUAGGUGUUCAACACAUGACUUUCAUUUAUUCCAAUGUCCAAAUCAAAUGAUAGAUAUCCAUCUCCCAGACCUCUUGAUAAUCCUUAGGAGGUGUUGGAUUAUUAACUGCAAAAGUAAAAUCUUAUUUUGUAUAAUUAUGCUCUGUAUCAUGUAGGUGUUCAACACAUGACUUUCAUUUAUUCCAAUGUCCAAAUCAAAUGAUAGAUAUCCAUCUCCCAGACCUCUUGAUAAUCCUUAGGAGGUGUUGGAUUAUUAACUGCAAAAGUAAAAUCUUAUUUUGUAUAACUAUGCUCUGUAUCAUGUAGGUGUUCAACACAUGACUUUCAUUUAUUCCAAUUUCCAAAUCAAAUGAUAGAUAUCCAUCUCCCAGACCUCUUGAUAAUCCUUAGGAGGUGUUGGAUUAUUAACUGCAAAAGUAAAAUCUUAUUUUGUAUAAUUAUGCUCUGUAUCAUGUAGGUGUUCAACACAUGACUUUCAUUUAUUCCAAUUUCCAAAUCAAAUGAUAGAUAUCCAUCUCCCAGACCUCUUGAUAAUCCUUAGGAGGUGUUGGAUUAUUAACUGCAAAAGUAAAAUCUUAUUUUGUAUAAUUAUGCUCUGUAUCAUGUAGGUGUUCAACACAUGACUUUCAUUUAUUCCAAUGUCCCCAAAGGUUAAACUCAAUGUAACAUUUAUUUAUUCAUUGGUGAUGGUUAAUGCUACCGGUAUACAUUUAUCAAAAUUGUUAGUAUAAAAGGACUGAAGAUCAGUAGAACUGUAUUUUAGAUGAUACAAGGUAAUUGUAUUAUAAAUUUACCUUUUUGUUUUAGUAGAGAUGAGAAUAUGUAGCAUGGAAAAGUGUGUAGCACCUUGUGAAGAGUAGUUCGUAGUUUUGUUUUGUCUUGUAUCAAAGGGUAAUUAAUAAAUAAAAGCAACAGAUUCAUAUA